Molecule: messenger RNA, 1008 nt
Organism: Zingiber officinale
Lineage: Eukaryota; Viridiplantae; Streptophyta; Magnoliopsida; Zingiberales; Zingiberaceae
Product: protein LURP-one-related 10-like
Exons: 3
Coding region: 260-907 (215 amino acids)
Source: RefSeq, a predicted model, not a curated record
UGUUAAUUGAUUCUUCGAGGAAGCUAUCAAUCGUCCUCAGUAUUAAUUAAUGAUCAAUUGCAGCACACACAGAUGCAAAAGAUGGAAUUGUCACCUUAGCGGCUCCUUGGGUCCGGCUCCACAGAUGUUCAGAAGAGAUAAAUCACGAUUAAAUUGGGCAAAAAGGAUGAAGGGGGUCGAGUGGAAUUUAAGCAACACGAUUUCACAUAGAGAAGAGACAGAGGGUUGAUCAACAAGCUGUAAGUUAAGUAACCAAAUCAUGGCAGAUGAAGGGACGAGCACGGGGAUUUUGCCUGCGGCGGCGGAGGCCGCGGCGGUAGAGGCGGUGGUGGUGGUCGGGCAGCAGUUCGCCGCCGCGCAAGCCGUGAAUCUCACCAUCACCCGCUACGAUGUGUUGACCUUCAUGGACGUCGACCUUUACAGGGUGGCGGACCCCAACGGAACCAUGGUCUUCAAGGUGAACCGCGUCCUCUUCAACAGCCGCCGGAUCCUCCUCAACGCCGCCGGCAACGUUCUCCUCACCAUCAAACCAGACCACUCCGACGGAUUUCGGGGAUUCGAACUUCGCGACCCAUGGAAGGUAUACAAAGGACACAGCUGCAGUCCCAAUGAUCUGCUGUUCACCUUAAAAAGGUGCAGCCUGUUUGAGUGCGACAAGUACAAAGUGAUCUUAGCCCCCAACGAAGCUGCCACGUGUGAUUUUAUGAUAAAUGGAAAUGGAAGGAACGCCAGAUGCACCAUUUCUAUUGGCCAAUCUAAUACAAUCAUCGCCCAAAUGCAAUGCGAAAGGGCAUUGUUGCGACCGAGCAAACCGAUUGUGACCGUGAAUUCUAACGUUGACCACGUCUUCAUUGUCUCGCUAAUAAUCAUCCUUGAAGAGAUUCGUCGUAGUUCUAGAGGCAGAUGAUAGUGUAUAUUUGGGUUGAUUCAUCAUGAUAUAUGUACGAAUCUAGCACAUUACAAUAAAAAAAUGACUAAGUUCAUUCAGACGUCCUUCACACUCCUAGA